GAGUGUUUUGAGGGGCUCGUUCCGUUCGUUUCUGGGGUGCGGGCGCCUGGGAGAGGAGGACAAGGCGACUGGCUUUCUCUGCGGGGCGGCCCGGGCUGCAUGGCGGCGCGGCGAGGCUGCGGGGGCGCGGGCGCCUCGGGGCGGGGGCCGCCGCCCGUGCUCAUCCUCAGCCACUUCUGCCCGCGGCCCUUCGUGUGCUUCGGGGACCUGCGCCCCGGCGCCUCGCGGACGCUGCCGCUGGCCGUGCUCAACCCCAACGCCGAGGCGGCCGCCGUGACAGUGCCCCGCGGGCCCGCCGCCGACCGCGGCUUCCGCGUCUGCCCGCGCGCCUUCGAGCUGCAGCCUAAGGAGAAAAUUGUUAUUUCUGUUAACUGGACACCAGUAAAAGAAGGCCGAGUGAGAGAGAUCCUGACAUUUCUUGUAAAUGAUAUUCUGAAACAUGAAGUUAUAUUACUAGGAAAUGCAGAAGAGCCGAGAAAGAAAAAGAGGAGUCUUUGGGAUACCAUUAAAAAGAAGAAAGUUUCGUCCUCUUCAAGCCAUAAGAAAAGGAUUUCAAAUAUUCAGAAUGUUAAUCAGACGUUCAGCGUUCCCCCCAAAGCUGACAGAGUUAGGAGCCCUCUACAAGCUUGUGAAAAUUUGGGUGGGAAUGAAGGCUGUUCCCCAACAGAAAACAAUUCUCUAAUCCUCCAAGAGAAUAAAAUACCCAUUUCCCCCAUUAGCCCCACUUUCAAAGAAUGCCACGGGGACACGUGCUUGCCACUCUGUGUCCGGCGGUCCACCACCUACACAUCUCUCCAUUCACCUGAGAGCGGGGAGCUGUGGACAUUGGAAGGUGCGCACAUGCGCAAAGAGUUUAAUGGGAAAGUCAUAACGGAAACUUCCUUUGACUCCUUGACUGGUAUCAACGGCCAGAUUGAAGAGGAUGGUAAACGUAGUCUUACCCCAAACUGUUCUUCCACUUGGAACAUUACCCAGAGCCAAGGGGAUUUUCUAAGUCCAGAUUCCUUUGUAAAGAACAGCCGCAGAGCUAGUAAUAAACUAGAACCAGUGACCGUUUCACCAGAUACGUUUCUCAAAGAUGAUUCAAGGCCCCGGCAUUUGGAAUCAAACACUAUACAUGAAAUUUAUCGGACAAUUUUAAGUCCCGAUUCCUUCCUUAAGGAUAAUUAUGGACUAAAUCAGAAGCUAGAAUCAGAGUCAGUGAAUCCAUUUGUAUCCCCAAAUCAAUUUGUCAGAGAUAAUAUGCCGUAUUUAUCUCUCUCUCAACCAACUUGUGAGUUAUCACCGCUGUCAAAAGAACGUUCUCAGGCCCCGCCGUCUCCUCCGGGGCAGAGAAAAAACGAAGUUUUACCGUUUAUUCCUGGAAAUCAGGGUGCGAACUCUCCCAAAGCUAUUUUUGCAGAACCCGAGGCUUCGGAAAUGAUACCAGAUGGUCACAGUUUUACAAAACAGAAGCAGCCUGCAUUCCCCGCGGCUCAAGAUACUGCUGGACAGGCCCACGGUGCACAGCCCCGGAGACGCCCCAUACUCUCGGCCACCGUUACCAAACCGAAGCCCGCGGGCCCCAGAGAGCGCGGCACGGAGCCCAGCGAGCCGAAGGCCAGGCGAUGCCUCCGCAGCGCGGUGGGCGACUGCAGAAACGCAGCAGACGACCAGGAGGAGGAGGAGGAUGCUCUUCAUCCUUACCUCCCGGUUAUAGAUCCCGCGGGGGGCAACCCUGAGGGGUGCAGAAGAGCAGCUCCCUCCUGCAAGGCCGCCUUCCAGGCGCGGAAGAGAAAGAGCGGAGGAGGCGGGGAGGACGCAGCCGGGGCGAGCGCGGGCGCAGGACACGCAGGAGAACGAGAAAGCAAAAGGAUCCACUUUUCCCCCGCGGAGUCUCGAGCCUCCACUGCUAAGAAAACAAACGCGCCGGGGACGCCCGCCUCCCAGUGUCGGAGCAGCCGAGGGAGGCCACACCCCAAGAAGAAAGCCGAUUCUUUAGCAUUCAAAACUCCUAACUCUAAAACACACAAACGGACCCCACGCAUGGUUCCUGUGGCCCAGGCUAGUUUGACCUUCAUAAAACGCUUGAAAACAGACAUCCCGAGACACCCGAUGCCGUUCGCCGCGAAGAACAUCUUCUAUGAUGAGCGCUGGAAGGAGAAGCAGCAGCAGGGCCUCACGUGGUGGCUGAACUUCAUCCUGACGCCCGACGACUUCGCCGUGAAGACACACGUCUCGGAAGUGAAUGCCGCCUCCCUCCUCCUGGGCGGGGAGAGCCAUCACAAGCUGAGUGUGCCCAGAGCCCCCACGAAGGAGGAGGCGUCGCUCCGGGCGUACACGGCCCGGCGCCGGCUGAACCACUUGCGCCACGCCGCCUGCCGCCUCUUCACCUCCGAGAGCAUGGUGAAGGCCAUUAGGAAGCUCGAGGGGGAGAUCGCAGCCCGGCGGCUAGCUGUCCGGAGAGACAGGCACCUCUGGAAGGACGUGGGAGAGCGGCAGAAAGUCCUCAACUGGCUGCUGUCCUACAACCCCCUGUGGCUGCGCAUUGGUCUGGAGACAGUGUUCGGGGAGCUCAUCGCCUUGGAAGACAACAGUGACGUCACGGGCUUGGCGGUGUUUAUUCUGAGCCGCCUGCUAUGGAACCCGGACAUCGCCGCCGAGUACCAACACCCCUCUGUCCCCCAUCUGUACCGAGACGGCCACGAGGAGGCCCUGUCUGCCUUCACCCUGAAGAAGCUGCUGCUGCUGGUUUGCUUCCUGGAUCGAGCGAAGCUCUCGAGGCUCAUCGACCACGACCCCUGUCUCUUCUGCAAGGACGCGGAGUUCAAGGCUAGCAGAGAUGUCCUGCUGGCGUUCUCGCGGGGCUUCCUCAGCGGGGAAGGCGACCUGUCCCGCCACCUGAGCUGGCUGGGGUUGCCCGUCAGCCACGUCCAGACGCCCCUGGAUGAGUUUGACUUUGCCGUCACAAACCUCGCUGUGGACUUGCAGUGCGGGGUGCGCCUCGUGCGAACCAUGGAGCUGCUCACACGGAACUGGGACCUCUCGAAGCAGCUCCGCAUCCCCGCCAUCAGCCGUCUCCAGAAGAUGCACAACGUCGACCUUGCUCUGCAGGCCCUGCGGGCCCGCGGGAUCCCGCUACAGGACGAGCAGGGAGGCGCGAUCCUGGCCAAGGACAUUGUGGACAGGCACCGGGAGAAAACCCUCGCGCUGCUGUGGAAAAUAGCCCUGGCGUUCCAGGUGGACAUUUCUCUUAAUUUAGAUGAGUUAAAAGAAGAAAUCGGCUUUUUGAAGCGCACGUGGAGGGUGAAGAGAAGCACGCCUGCGCGCUCCCGCCCUGCGGACGCUGUUCCCAGUGAGAAGACGGACCCGAGGCCGAGCGGCUCCUCGGAACAGCGUCCCGAAAGCAUCAGGCUGUUGAUGGAGUGGGUGCAGGCCGUCUGCGCCUUCUACAGCCUCAAGGUGGAGAACUUCACGGUGUCCUUCUCGGAUGGCCGAGUGCUGUGCUACCUGAUCCACCACUAUCACCCCCGCUGUGUGCCGCUGGACGCCAUUCGCCAGCGGACCUCGCAGACCGUGGAGUGUGCGCAGUCGGGCUCCGUGGUCCUCAACUCCUCGUCCGAGUCGGACGAGAGCUGCCUGGACCUGUCCCUGAAAGCCGUGGAGCUGGCAGGGACAGCCCCCGAGCUGCACCGGGAGCUCCUGGAAAACGAGAGGAGGAACUUCCAGCUGGUGAGCUCUGCGGCCAGGGACCUCGGCGGGAUCCCUGCUAUGGUGCAGCACGCGGACAUGUCAAACACGAUUCCGGACGAGAAGGUGGUCAUCACCUACCUGUCGUUCCUCUGCGCGCGGCUGCUGGACCUCCGCAGGGAAACCCGGGCCGCGCGGCGCAUCCAGGCGGCGUGGAGAGACCACAAGCUGAGGGCAGACCUGCGGCGCCACCAGGAGAGAGACCGAGCUGCGAGAACCAUCCAGGCGGCGGUGCUGGGGUUCCUCACCAGACGGCGGCUGCGGAAGGAUGCUCAGGCCGCGCUGGUCAUUCAGAGGCGCUGGCGAGGACUCUGCCGGCGGAGGGCGGUCCUGAGGGCGGCGCAGGAGCAGCUGGAGGAGGCGCAGAGCCAGUCGGCAUCGGUGAUUCAGAGAAAUUGGAGAAGGUAUUCCGCCAGGAAGCGGUUUCUGAGAUUGAGACAUUAUUCCGUCGUCCUGCAGUCUCGGAGAAGAAUGGUGGCUGCCGUCGCUUCUUACAGACGCCACCUGUGGGCCGCGGUGACCAUCCAGAGGCACUGGCGAGCGUGUGUGAGGCGGAAACAGGACCAGCAGAGCUACCGGGCGCUCCGAGCCUCCUGCCUGGUCAUCCAGUCUGCCUUCCGGAGGUGGCGGUGCCGGGAGCAGCGGCUCCGGAUGAGAGCGGCGGCGACGCUGCAGCGGGCCUUCCGCGGGUGGCGGGCCAGGAAGCGGGCCCGGGAGGACAAGGCCGCCACCGCCCUCCAGGCCUGGUACAGGGCGCACAGGGAAGUGCGGAGAUUCCGCCACGUCCGAGCUUGCGUCGUCCUCAUUCAGGCGCGAUUUCGGGGCUUUCGAGCCCGAAAGCUGUUUCAGAGGAAGAAGGCGUCUGUCCUGACCAUCCAGCAGCGCUGGCGUGCACACCUGCAGGGGAAGGCGGAGCGCGGCCGCUUCCUGCAGGCUCGGGCCGCGGCCCUCCGGCUGCAGGCCGCCUUCAGGGCCGCGAGAGCCCGGGACCGGCGCAGACAGACUCGGGCGGCCUGCGUGCUCCAGGCGUAUUGGCGAAUGAGACGAGAGAGAGCUCAGUUUCUCAGCUUCAGGCAAACGGUCAUCAGGCUGCAGGCGCUCGUAAGAAAGCAUCAACAGCUGCAGAAAUACAGGAAGAUGAAGAGCGCCGCCCUCGUGAUUCAAGUCCAUUUUCGCGCUUACAUGGCAGCCAGGAGGGCCCGAGUGUCCUACCAGGAGACGCGCGCUGCGGUGCUGGUGCUGCAGUCUGCGUGCCGGGGGAUGUGGGCCCGCAGGAGGUUCCGUCUCGCCCGCACAUCCGUCGUGAAGAUCCAGUCCCACUGCCGCGCGUGCAUCGCCAGAAGGAGGUUUCUGAGCCUAAAGCACGCCGCAGUCCGGCUGCAGUCCAUCGUGAGGAUGCGACAAACCUGUGCUCGGUAUUUACGCUUAAGAGCGGCCGCCCUGUUCACCCAGCGGAGGUACCGGGCCCUGAAGACGGCCGCGCGGAGGCGGGAAGAGUACCGGCGGGUGCGGGCAGCCUGUAUCCGGCUGCAGGCCUUGGCCAGGGGGCACCUGGUCCGCAGGCAGCUGCGGCUGCAGAGUUCCGCUGCCCUCACCCUGCAGUCCUGCUUCCGCAUGCGAGAGGCGCGGCGGCACUUCCUGCGGGUGCGCAGGGCGGCCCUGGUCAUCCAGAGGGCCUACCGCGCGCGCCAAGCCCGGCUCCGCCGCAGGAAGCACCAGCAGGUGCUCAGGGCCGUGACCCGCCUGCAGGCAGCGUACAGAGGCUACCGAGCUCGCCAGCUCCUCCGGCGCCGGGCCACGGCCGCGCGUAAGAUCCAGGCCGCUUUCCGAGGCCACAGGGAGCGGGCGCGGUUCCGGUCUGUGCUGCGGUCUGCCGUCAUGAUCCAGAGGUGGUACCGGGCCCGCAGGACAGCUCGUGACCUGAGGGCGCAGUUCUUCAGGGCGAGGACAGCUGCGCUUUCCCUCCAGGCUGCCUGUCGUGGCUGGAAAGUGCGGGCGCAGAUCCGCAGAGAGCAGCAGGCGGCGCUGACGAUCCAGGCCGCGUUCAGAGCGGCCCAGGCCCAGAGGCAGUUCCGACGGCUGAGAACAGCCGCGCUGGCCCUGCAGCGACAUUGGAGAGCGAGGGCUGCGGGAAGGAGGCAGCGCUUGGUGUACGCGGGGCUUCGGCAGGCGGCGCUGACGCUGCAGGCCGCGUGGAGGGGGAGGACAGCGAGAAGGCAGAUCCAGAAGCGACACGAGUGCGCCACCGUCAUCCAGGCGCGGUACAGGAUGCACGCGCAGCGCAGGAGGUGGGCAGCCCUGAGGGAGGCCGCGCGGCUGAUCCAGGCCCGCUACCGGGCCCACCGCCUUGGGAGGAGGCAGCGCCUCUGGUAUCUGAAGACCAAGGCGGCCGUGGUGACUCUGCAGUCCGCCUUCCGGAGGAUGAGAGCGAGAAGAGAGAGCGCACGGGAGCGCGGCAGGGCGGCGGCCGUCAUCCAGUCCCGGUACCGGGCGCACAGGGCCAGGAGGAGGUACGCGGCCUACAGGGCCUCCGCCAUCGCCAUUCAGAGGUGGUACCGGCAUGUGAGAGCCGCCCACCAGCAGCGCAGGGAGUACCUCCACUUAAAGGAGGCCGCGACCCACCUCCAGGCGGCGUAUCGGGGCCUGAGAGCCAGGAGGCAGCUGCAGCGCAUGCACACGGCCGCCACUGCCAUCCAGGCCGUGUUUAAGAUGCACCAGGCACAAGGCAGGUUCCGCCAGGUGAGGGCGGCAGCCGUCGUCAUCCAGGUGAGGUACAGGGCCCGUCGCCAGGGCAGGACGCAGCGCGCGCGGUACCUGGCCGUCCUGCAGGCCGCUCGUGUUCUCCAGGCGAGUUGGCGAGGAGCACGGGUGAGGCGGACCCUGAGGCAGAUGCAGAGCGCGGCGGUGCUGAUUCAGUCCUGCUACCGCCGGUACCGCCAGCAAACGCACUUCCUGCAGCUGAAGUGGGCGACGGAAGCCGUGCAGCGCCGGUACCGCGCGGCCCAGGCUGGACGCCUGCAGCUCCAGAGCUACGCCAGCCUGAGGCGCUGCGCCAUCCGCGUGCAGGCUGCGUUCAGGGGCAGGAGAGCCCGGAGACGGGUGAGGGCCCUGCAUCUGGCCGCAGCUGUCAUUCAGAGGUGGUUCAGGGCCCUGCUGGCGAGGAGGAGGUUCCUUUCUCUCCGGAGCACUGCCAUCUGGGCUCAGAGAAGGUAUCGAGCCAACGUUCACGCUAAGCAUCGCCGGCAACUUCUGCGCUUACGAGAGGCAGCCGUCAAAAUCCAGGCCCGGGUCCGAGGUUGGCUGGUGCGGAGAAGGCUGCGAGAGAUGCACAGGGCGGCCACCGUGGUCCAGGCCGCGCUCCGGAUGCACCGAGCGCGGGCGAGGUACCAGGCCCUGAAACAGGCCUCGGUCCUGCUCCAGCGGCGGUACCGAGCCUGCCGAGCUGCGAGGCUGCGGAGAGAGGAGUGUGUCGGGCAGAGGGGUGCCGCCGAGGUCCUGCCGGCCGCACCGGAGGGAGCGAAGGCGGGGCAGCUCUCGCGGGAGCAGCACAGGGCCGCUGCCAUCAUCCAGAGCGCGUACAGGAGGCACCGGCGGCGUCUCUCCCACCAGCAGCUGCGGGCGGCCCCCAGGGUGACACGGGACAGACACAGCGCCAACGAGAAAGAGGCGCCCGGGCACCGUGCGCUCCCGAAGGCAGCGGCCUGUACGCCGGCGGGCUCGGCGGCCCCCGCGGUGGGGGAGCGCAGUCGGGAGCAGCGUCCGGCGGCUGUCACUGUCCAGCCGCAUCUCAGGCCUGUCAGAAGGCGGAAGCGUUUCCUCCAGUUUAGAGCAGCCGCGGGUUUUGUUCAGAGAAGACGCAGUGUGGCCGCGGCAGCGCGAACCCCAGCAGCCCCCGGCCCGCAGUCUUCCUGCAGAGGUUCGCGGGGACACGGGGACGGCGACGGCAGGCUCCGGGCCACCACCCGCAUUCAGGCCUCGCAGCGGACGCACAGGGCCCGCGCCGCCGACCGGGCCGAGGGCAGGGCAGCCGCGGUCGUACAGAGUCCCUGCGGGCCGUACGUCCGAGGGACGGCGGGGGCGAGGCGGUGCUCAGCGGCCCGCAGACCCGCACCACCUGCUGAGGCUGCCUGUCGAGGCCCGAGAGGGAGAUGGGCGCUGGGAGGGGCCUCCGAGGGCGCGGUGGCCGCCAGCGCUGGGCCCCCUGCCUCCCACUGUGACGGGCCCGGAGCUCAGCAGGACGCUGCCUGGAGCCCAGCGGCCAGGCCGCACUCGGGGGCCGAAGCUCAUUCCCAGAGGGAGGCCGCGGUCACCAGCCCACCAGCUCUCCGGGAAACGGCCCCAGGGAUGCUGGGAGCCCGGGAGCCUGCCGCCCUGCGCGUCCGGCCCUCCCUCCGCAUGGCUGCGUGUCACAGCAGGUUCGUGCGGCGGAGCAGGGCUGUGGUCACCCUGCCGCUGUCCUGCCGGGCUCGGCGGGCCCGGGGACGGUUCCUGCUGGGGAGGGACGCGGUGGCCGUGCAGAGCCGCCGCCGCGCCUGUGCGUCCGCGAGGCUCCGGAGGCGCGCGUGUCUACGCAUCAGGGGCAGCGUUGUCAUCAUUCAAGCGUGGACCAGGGGAUUUCUACAGAAACGGAAGUUCCGGAGGAUUAAAGCCAGCGCCUUAAUAAUCCAGGCUGCGUGGAGGAGCUACAGAGCCAGGCGGCGUGCUCAUGCCGUGGAGGCAGCCUGCAGGAUCCAAGCCUGGUUUCGGGGCUGGCAGGCGCGCAAGCGGUACCUGGCUGUGCUGAAGGCUGUGCGGGCCGUGCAGGGCCGCUUCCGGGCCAGGCGGGCGCGGGCAUGGUUUCUGAGCGUGAGGGCGUCGGCCGUGACCAUCCAGAGGAGAUGGAGAGCCACGCUUGGUGGAAGGCGGGCUCGCGAGCACUUCCUGGCCGUGCAGACGUCGGAAAGCAGAGCCACAGUCAGGCUCCUCCACUUCGCAGCCGCCGCCCGCUGCCACCUGGCUGCUGUGCGGAUCCAGAGAGCGUAUCGGCGCCACGCGGCCGUGAGGAGCGCGGAAAGGCACCUGGAUUCCGUCAUCUGCAUCCAGAGAUGGUUCCGGGCGAGGCUGCGGCUGAGGAGGUUCGUGCAGGUCUGUCACAGCAUCAUCGGCCUCCAGCACGAAGUUGAGGAGCGGCGGCGGCGGCAGCACAGGGCGGCCUCCGUGAUCCAGGCGGCCACACGCCGCUUCCUCCUCCGCAGGAAGCAGGCGCGGCUCCGUCACAGCAUCGUGAAGAUCCAGGCACUGUGGAGGGGCUACGCUCUGAGGAAGAAGAAUAAUUGUACAAAAAUUAAAGCCAUUCGCAGAAGCCUUCAAGCUCUGAGUGGGGAGGUUCGAGAAGAAGACAAACUGUACAAGAGAACCUCGCUGGCCCUGUUCCACCUGUUGACAUACAAGCACCUGUCGGCUGUCCUUGAGGCCCUGAAGCACCUGGAGGUCGUCACGAGGCUGUCCCCGCUGUGCUGCGAGAACAUGGCCCAGAGCGGGGCGAUUCGCAAAAUAUUCCUCCUGAUCCGAAGCUGUAACCGCAGCGUCCCUUGUAUGGAAGUCGUCAGCUACGCGGUGCAAGUCCUGCUGCACGUCGCCAAGUACGAGAAAACGACGGCCGCGGUGGGCGCCGUGGACGGCUGCGUGGACACGCUGCUGGACCUGCUGCGGAUGUACCGGGAGAAGCCGGGCGACAAGAUCGCCGACAAGAGCGGGAGCAUCUUCACCAAAACCUGCUGCUUGCUGGCUGUUCUGUUGAAGGCGACGGGCCGAGCCUCGGAUGUUCAAAGCAGGUCCAAGGUGGCCGACUGCGUGUCCAGCAUCUACAGGCUCACGGCUCAUAAGCACAGAGUGGACGCCGAGCGAAUACUUCACAAGCAGAGUCAGAACUCCGGGAGCCUCCCCCGCCUGCCCGAAACCGCCCCCCGGGCCAGGAUGGUGGCACGGCUCCAGCCAGGCUGGGUCUUGAGGAGGGACAACGUGCAGGAAAUCACGGCCCCCCUGCAAGCUGUGCAGCUGGUGAUGGACACGCUUGGCGUUCCUUACCCGUGACAGGGGCAGCUCCGCGUGUGCGGGGAGAGGACAUUGUAAAGCGAAUCAUGGCUGUGGAAAGUGCUUUGGAUUUUUUUCUAGAACUAAGAUCAGAUUGUGUAUUAAAAUGUAAGAAAUAUGUGUACCAAUAAAGUUUUUACGUUUGUCAUU
This is a messenger RNA of Myotis myotis, 9951 nucleotides long. It is a transcript of the gene ASPM, whose product is annotated as assembly factor for spindle microtubules. The record is from RefSeq and is a predicted model, not a curated record. Gene Ontology annotation, cellular component: spindle pole. NCBI's taxonomy places the organism in Eukaryota, Metazoa, Chordata, Mammalia, Chiroptera, Vespertilionidae. The transcript is spliced from 27 exons. Gene Ontology annotation, biological process: mitotic cell cycle; establishment of meiotic spindle localization; spindle organization. Bases 100 to 9801 code for a protein of 3233 amino acids. Gene Ontology annotation, molecular function: protein binding.